Messenger RNA from Salmo salar (Atlantic salmon), 2666 nucleotides. Its product is annotated as testis-expressed protein 264 homolog. Lineage: Eukaryota; Metazoa; Chordata; Actinopteri; Salmoniformes; Salmonidae. Gene Ontology annotation, cellular component: replication fork; nucleus; endoplasmic reticulum membrane. The record is from RefSeq and is a predicted model, not a curated record. Gene Ontology annotation, biological process: protein-DNA covalent cross-linking repair; reticulophagy.
UGCUGCAGACUAUGAUUAAUUUGCUCCAUUGGAAACGACAGGCUCUGGUCUAUCUUGGGUUAGUUAUAAAAAUCUUUCGUCCUACCUUCAGUUAUCACGGAAAAUCGUAUGAAUACAAACAACAGUUGUACGGAUUAUUCUCGUUUUUACAUCACAAGCAUCUUCUUUUCAAAUAUCGGGGAUAUCUUAUUCAUGACGUUUGCGCUUUGUAGUUUGUAGACUGUCUGCUAAUUUGUACAUUCCGAGGAGGCUCUUCUUGACACUACAUAUAGAGCUUGACAUUGUCAAAACAGAACGUUUCACUUGGAAGAGGUUGAGUUACAUCAGUGGCACCAGUGUUAGUGUAGAAAAUGUCUGACUCUAUUAUUUUAGCACUGAUAGUGUUUCUCAUCUUAUGUUUGAUUGUAACGGUGGUUGCAGCUGUUGUGUACUCUGGGCUGUUCACUGAGGUCAAUAUCAAGACAGGGUCGCCUUAUAUCAAAAACGUUACUAUUGCCUACAAACUCCAUAAAGGACCUUAUAAAGACUGUGGUGCAGCCUUCACAGAGACUGUCAGUAUUGGGCCAAAGCUCAAUACCAUCCGUGUGUCCUAUGAUGACUCCACAGAGGUGCCCGAUGACCAGUGUCGCUACAUCAUUGGCAGUAUCCUGAGCGAGGGAGAUGAGAAGCCUGACGAAGAGCUCCAGAAGCUGUAUGAGAAGUUUGGCUUCAAUGUGCUGUCCUUUCCCGAGGUGCCCCUGGCUGUGACCACCACCUUCCCCUCCACCACCCCCCUGUCCCACUGGCUGGCACCCUACAGAGUCUACCCCGAACUCCGCAACUACAUCAUGGAGAGGCAGCUCCAUGCCUGGCCAUUCAUUGAGAUCAAUACAGGGGACCUAACGCACUACAUGGCUCCGCUGUCCUCCCAGAGUGGCUUCCACCACACUGGCUUCGUUGUGCCCGAGCUCGUCACACAGACAGCGGCCAAGACACCGGUGACAGAGGAGUCCUUGGACCAGGACAGAGGGACGGAUAUUUCAGGUGCAGAGUCCCACAGUGAUGUCAGCAGCAAGCUGAGCAGCCAGGCGCAGUCAAAGAACACAGAGACGUCUCUGGCCCCGUCCUCCGCCACCUCUCUGCCCCACAGGGACCAGGGGGACGGGGUCGAACAGGGGCAGGGUGGAGAGCACAGGGAGCCAAGUGAAAAGGGGCACGGGGACAGGGGCUCCAGCGAGUCAGUGGGCAGCGGCUCCUCCUUUGAGGAACUGGACUUGGUGGAAGGGAGCUAGAGAGAGAGUUGGGGAGGGAGGAGGAAGGCCCCACAGUGAAGGAAGAAGCCAGGGAAGCCCCAGUAGAGGCUGUAGCUGAGGAGAGGGAGCCCGUAGGGGAUGGAGAAGAGUAGAAGAGGAUGGAUGGAGCUAACUCCUCGGGUUUGAUCCUUUUAAGGUGGGAGAGAUUUCUUCAGCUAAUCUUGUCUUUUAUGUCAACUUGUUGGUGGAUCUGUAGCCAUACUAUUUAUAAUGACAGGCAUGCCAUCUAUUUCUGGACCUUUUGAACUUUCCUGUAUGUUAAACUGUAACGUCUGUGAGAGAUAAUGACAAAACAAAGAUGGGUUGAUCAACAUUAAACAGAACUGUUGUAGGACAUGAUGCAUUCACCAGUAGAAAGUAAUCAUCUCCCAUCAUAGUAGGCACACAUUUUAUGUAAGAUAAUUUGUUAUAUAUAUAAUUGAAUAUACUGUAUAUAAUCGAAUACAGUAUAGUUUAAGACAGUGGUCACCAACCGGUCGAUCGAUGCAUUCAUAGUCGAUCACCUAACUGAAAAGCCAACGAUAAAGGCUAUGACAAAGGCUUCCGCUCCUUAUUUUAUUAUUUGUGCUGUUGGUGGUACAGUAGGUGCACUUGAUUCAGAAGCCCUGUGCACCGGGAAGGAGAAGUGUUCCCAUUUUUAACCAUUUCAUUUGUCUGAAAAGACUAACUCCGCCUACCCUGUGGACCGUGAGAUCUGUGGCUAAAUCAAGUGUGCCUACUGACUGACCAAUCGGAUAGCUCAAAUCAUGUGCCUACAGCUUCCAGGACCCCAGCCCCAGUAAAGUUUUAUACUAGCCUACAUGAGAUUUCAUAUAUUUUAAAACAAUGACCAUAGAGAGACUGUCAAAUAACACAGCAAAUAGCUGAUGUUUUUAUAAGUGAGUUCAUGUCCAAGUUUGUAUUCAGCACUGUCAACACUGUUUUUAUUCAACGCUAUUACAAAACAUAAAAGACGCUUCUCCCUGCUUCCAUUCUCAAUGCAGCUGCAAUGAAUGAGUACCAAGUGUAUCGAUAGCCUGUGUUUUUAUUAUUAUUUGCAUCUCAUCAUGUCUAUUUUAAUAUCAAGGAAUAUUUCACUUUCUCUGGUCAUAGGAACAUCAUGAGUUUGUGCAUGAGGCAGAUGCAGUGUGACUCGACUUUUGCCAUCAGGUGGAAGACGGUUUCCCGUUUCCCGAUUUCAUGUAAUGGACAUAUACAAAAUAUUCCAAGUUGGGGAAAUUAAAUGAAAAAAAUAACUUGUUUAAAAAUAAUUAAAAAAAUAGAAAGUUGUGCGUGCAUAUGUAUUCACCCUCUUUGCUAUGAAGCCCCUAAAUAAGAUCCGGUGCAACCAAUUACCUUCAGAAGUCACGUAAUUAGUGAGAUUGCACACAGGUG